This is a messenger RNA of Frankliniella occidentalis (western flower thrips), 1005 nucleotides long. Its product is annotated as ATP-dependent DNA helicase PIF1-like. The record is from RefSeq and is a predicted model, not a curated record. Bases 1 to 1005 code for a protein of 334 amino acids. Lineage: Eukaryota; Metazoa; Arthropoda; Insecta; Thysanoptera; Thripidae. The transcript has a single exon.
AUGGAGAAACGCUUGCGUGAGGCAAAACCCCACUGCGACGAGGUGUUCGCUGGCCUCAAUAUCUUUCUGAUCGGGGACGUCCGCCAACUGCCCCCAGUGGGAGACUCUCCGCUGUACUCCGCUAGGCGGGUGGCCGACGUGGCCGCGCACGGCAAGAUGGUCUACAGGACUUUCAAUAAGUCCUUUAUCCUAACCGUGUCCCAGCGACAGGCCGACGUCACAUUCCGUGAUGCACUCGACCGGCUGAGUGUUGGCACGACGACGCCGGCCGACUAUGCCAGGUUUGGAGAGCGCUUCAAACUGAACGUCCCCGUCGCCGAGCGGGAGGAGUUCAAGGACGCGACGCGCCUGUACACCACGCGAGACGAGGUGGCCGCGCACAACAUCAAGAAGCUGCAGGAGCUGGACAGCCCCGUGGCGCGUCUGCCCGCCAAGCACAACAACGCGACGGCCAAGCGCGGGUCCGCUGACGACGCGGCCGGCCUGGAGCCCGUCGUGUACCUGGCCAAGGGCGCCAGGGUCAUGCUGCGCAGCAACAUGUGGCUCGAGACGGGUCUCGUGAACGGCGCCACCGGCACAGUGGUAGACAUCGUCUACCAGCCGGGCCGGGCCCAGCCCGAGGACCUGCCCGCCGUGGUGAUGGUCAAGUUCGACAACUACACCGGCCCCACCGUGGCCGACGGCUUGGUGCCCGUGCCCACGCUGGUACACACGUGGGACCACGAGCAGGUCGCCUGCAGCCGAGAGCAGGUGCCGCUGUGUCUAGCCUGGGCCGUCACGGUGCACAAGUCCCAGGGCCUCACUCUGGAUCGCGCCGUGGUCAGUGUGGGGCUCAGGGACUUUGCAGUGGGUCUGAUGUACGUGGCGAUGUCCCGUGUGAAGUCUUGGGAGGGGCUCUUAAUUGAUCCCGAGUUCGGUCUCAACCGAAUCCUGGACAUCCGGAACAGUCCCGGGUUCCUGGCUCGCGAGGCUGGAGAAAGAGCGAUUGUCAGGAACAGCCGGUAA